AUGUGUGCAUUAAAAAAGCAAGGGCCUUACAUGGAAGUAGAUACUGGCAAAAUAGAAGCAGACUUAAAAACUUUGAUUCAACUUAUUGAAUCAAAUUGGAAAUAUGAUGUGUCUACACAAGCUGCAACAGAUUUAAACAAGAAAAAGUGGAAUAAGAUAACUAUUGUGCCUUUAGCAAAUGAUUUAAAAAUUCUUAAAGAAUAUCUAAAUAAAAAAUCCUUGGAUGCUGCUGCAAAAAUUAAAGAAGGCUUACAAACUACUGAAACAUAUACACAACUUUUAGAGACUGUGUAUUGUAGGAUUCUAUUAUUAAAUAGACGCAGACCUGGAGAACUUCAAAGAAUUACAGUGCACGAUUAUUUAGAAAGCGAGAAUCAUGAUAAUAAUAAGUAUGAAGAGUUUGAUCGUGCGCUCACUGCGUCAGAAAGGAUUCUGGUAAAGACAUUUAAACGUGUUGUCAUUAGAGGUAAACGCGGCCGCGGAGUACCAGUUCUGUUUAAUAAAGAAGUUCAAGAUGAUAUUAAACUAUUAUUAUCGAUUAGGCAUAUUUUUUUUGCUUCGACACCAAAUCAAUUUUUGUUUGGUAAUCCCGGCUAUGACAAUACAAUUUAUGGCUACAAAGUUUUGGAAAAGCAUGCCAAAUUAUCAGGGGCGAAACAGCCUAAAGCAAUAUCCUCUACAAGGUUAAGAAAACAUUUAGCCACCUUAUCACAAAUUUUUAGCAUGUCUGAAAAUGAUAUGGAGCAGCUGGCCACAUUCAUGGGCCAUACUAAUGAAGUACAUAAAAAGUCUUACAGGUUGCCAGAUGACGUAUACCAAACUGCUAAGAUAUCAAAGCUUCUCAUUCUUAUGGAAGAUGGAAAGGCAGACGCUUACAAAGGAAAAUCUCUCGAAGAGAUUGAUUUAGAUUUGAAUGAGGAGCUAACUGAAGAGCCCGUGGACAACAACGAAAUUAUAGACUAUGAUCCUGAACCUACUUUAGAUGCUAAUUCUGAUUACGUACAGACAUAUUGUAAUUUAAAUGAUUUAUCUCAGGCUGGACCAUCUGGUAUGCAAAAUGAUUCUCGACAACUUAUUAAUGAACCCGUGUCUCAACUAGGUAACAAAAUACGAAAAGGAAAAAAGAGGACGUUGGUACCUUGGACAAAGGAACAAAAGGACGUAGUUACAAAAUACUUUAAAUUUCACAUAAAAAAUCAUCAACCGCCUAAAAGAAAUGAAUGUGAGAAACUAAAAGAACAACAUGUAGAUUUACUUAAGAAUAAAGACUGGCUAAAAAUAAAGGUAUUCGUACAAAAUAUUUACUCUAAGGCUAAGAAAUGA
Messenger RNA from Spodoptera littoralis (African cotton leafworm), 1323 nucleotides. The record is from the annotation of a GenBank genome assembly. Lineage: Eukaryota; Metazoa; Arthropoda; Insecta; Lepidoptera; Noctuidae.